This is a messenger RNA of Physcomitrium patens, 1068 nucleotides long. Its product is annotated as 16.9 kDa class I heat shock protein 3. The record is from RefSeq and is a predicted model, not a curated record. NCBI's taxonomy places the organism in Eukaryota, Viridiplantae, Streptophyta, Bryopsida, Funariales, Funariaceae.
ACGACAACCGGUCGUAACGACAUCACCCGUCAUUUCUGAGCUACACAGUAGCAUCACUCUCAUCUCACUCCGGCGAUUGCUUCUUCGCGAGAUUGUUUAGCCUUUUGCAUUGUGCAGAGGCUCUUGGUUAUUGUACAUCUCGAUUGUCUUUGUGUGUAGUUUUGUGUGGAUCUUCAGUUGUUGGAGAGGUUUUUAGUGCGUGUGGUGGCUCUCGGUGUAGAAUUUUGUAGCGCUAUGGCAUUGGCACACUUCUUCGGGCGACGCAACAGCUUUUUUGAUUUUCCGGAUCCGUUCGACGCUAUGGUGAGCAUCAUGGAUCACUCGCCAGCUAGUUCGUUCAUGCGAGAUGCUCAUGCGAUGGCGAGCACCAAUGUGGAUUGGAAGGAGACUCCGACCGAGCAUGUGUUUGUGGCUGACCUCCCGGGGUUGAAGAAAGAGGAAAUCAAAGUGCAGAUCGAGGAUGGAAAUAUGCUGACCAUCAGUGGACAACGGAUUAGGGAGGAUGUGCAAUCGACAGAUACUUGGCACAGAGCGGAGCGGAGUAGUGGUCAGUUCAAGCGCAGGUUCAGGCUACCAGAGGGCACUAACCUUGAUCGUGUCUCGGCAAAGAUGGAGAACGGCGUGCUUGCUGUCACGGUGCCUAAAGUCGAGGCAGAGAGGGAGAACAACCUUCGAAGCAUUGAGAUUGACGGCAACGAGGGAGAACAACCGCUUGCAACUGAUCAAAAUUCUGGCGACAAUGUUGUGACAGCAGCGACUACGGAAAAUGGUAAAUAGACGCAUCGAAGUCGAGUACUUCCCAGCUGAAAGUGAAUAGAGAAGUUUUCUAAUAACGAGGGAAGACGUCAAAAAUCCUCCUCCCUCAAUGCCAUCCAAUGAACCGCGAUCUUUAGAGGUUUACAGGAUUCUAGUAAUUAACAUGAGUGGCUGUAACUGGUGGGUUUGAUCCUGCUCAAUCCUUACAAAUCUUGUAAUUAGUGUAUCACCUCAUUCUCACAAAAACACAAAUAUUCUCUAUACAAAAUUUAACACUAUUAAUAUAGAAAAACCUUGCAACAUUUCCCUAAC